This is a messenger RNA of Amphiprion ocellaris (clown anemonefish), 3814 nucleotides long. RefSeq names its product phosphatidylinositol-4-phosphate 5-kinase, type I, beta a (gene pip5k1ba). Gene Ontology annotation, molecular function: phosphatidylinositol kinase activity. The record is from RefSeq and is a predicted model, not a curated record. The coding region runs from base 308 to 1846 and encodes 512 amino acids. The transcript has 15 exons. Lineage: Eukaryota; Metazoa; Chordata; Actinopteri; Pomacentridae. Gene Ontology annotation, biological process: phosphatidylinositol metabolic process.
GAGGAAGUGGUGAAGAUGCUCUACACUCGCUGCAGCACUUUGCUUCUCAUUUAACCACCGUCAGGCUGCCACAGAGUUUAUAUCGCAAAGUGGAUCGGUGAUGUUUUACUGACCUGCACUGACCAGCGAUCAGCAUGUUUAUUAAGGAGCAGCAAACCUGGAAAAUGCAGUUCCUCUGAAGCCUGUUCAGGGUCAAUCACUGUGUCUGUCCGUUCAUCACUGAGCGGAAAAAAGGAACCUAGUCGGCCUCAACGUUGGAGGAAGGACAGCUGAGCUUCCCUCUGAUCAACUUCUCUCUGCCCAAAAGAUGUCAACAGCCACCGUCGACAGUGUAGGAAGAGGAACCAAAGCCUCUAAAGCAUCAAAGGAUCAUAAAAAGCCCACAGCAGCUGCUCUGAAAGGAGCCAUCCAGCUGGGCAUCGGUUAUGCCGUCGGAAACCUGAGCUCCAAACCAGACAGAGAUGUUCUCAUGCAGGACUUUUCUGUGGUGGAGAGCGUCUUCCUGCCCAGUGAGGGAAGCAACCUGACUCCUGCACAUCACUUCCCAGACUUCCGUCUGAAAACUUACGCCCCGCUGGCUUUCCGCUACUUCAGAGAGCUCUUCGGCAUCAAACCGGACGACUAUCUGUACUCCAUCUGUAACGAGCCCCUGAUCGAGCUGUCCAACCCUGGAGCCAGCAGUUCCUGGUUCUACCUCACCAGCGACGACGAGUUCAUCAUCAAGACGGUGCAGCAUAAAGAGGCCGAGUUCCUGCAGAAGCUGCUUCCUGGUUACUACAUGAAUCUAAAUCAGAACCCGAGGACGUUGCUGCCCAAGUUCUAUGGCCUCUACUGCAUCCAGUGUGGCGGCGUCACCAUCCGAGUGGUGGUGAUGAACAACGUCCUGCCGCGGGCCAUGAAGAUGCACUACAAGUACGACCUGAAGGGUUCUUCGUACAAACGCCGCGCUUCACGUAAAGAACGUGUCAAACCCUGUCCAACGUUUAAAGACCUGGACUUCCAGGAGAUGCACGAGGGGCUGCACUUCGACCUGGACACCUACAACGCCUUGAUGAAGACCCUGCAGAGGGACUGUCGGGUGCUGGAGAGCUUCAAGAUCAUGGACUACAGCCUCCUGCUGGGGAUUCAUGUUCUGGAUCGGAAGCCGCUGGUCAGAGGAAACCGAUGUGACAGCAGGAAAGGACAGAAAGUUCUUUACUCCACGGCCCUCGAGUCCAUCCAGGGCAACGUGAAGGACCCAGAACCAGUGGCCGACGAUGACACAUUGGGUGGAAUUCCUGCCAAACAUAAAGAUGAGAGUCUGCUCAUCUUCUUAGGAAUUAUCGACAUCCUUCAGUCUUACAGGUUCAUUAAGAAGGUGGAGCAUUCCUGGAAGGCUCUCGUACACGAUGGGGACACAGUGUCGGUUCAUAGACCCAAUUUUUAUGCAGACAGAUUUCUGAAAUUCAUGGGCUCGACUGUUUUCAAAAAGAUUCAUCCUUUAAGAGGAACAUCUUCAAAGAGGAAGAGGAAUUCCCUCCAUGCAUCAAAGUCGGCCUCUCAGGAGAUUCUGUCGCCACAGACGGACAAGAAGGACGAGAAGAAGGCCCAAAGCAUGGAGAACCUGGACGGAAACUCAGGCUACACGUCCUUCAACCAACCAGACCUUCUUCCACAAUCUGCUGUUUCCUUUGAGUCGGCCCAGAAUGAGGAGGAAGACGCUGAAAACAGUGAAGACCGACGAGCCUCCAGUUCAACAAUCGCUCUGGAUGAACCUCUGCCGUCCCUCAGCCGGAGCCUUUCAGACACUGAGCUGGACGUCUACUUGCAUCACACAGUGUCACCUAGGCGACCCAGCUGGAGUUGAUCAGUCCAAGCAUCCAUAAACUUGAGGAUAAACAAGUGAUGGAUCUUUUCCAGCCACAAACGACUUCCCACUUUACAGAAAAGAGACAUCAGGACUUUAUAACAGCAUAAACGCAACACAAAAAAACUCUGUUUCUUCACUCUGUGCCUCUUUGACUUUCAUUUUCAAGUCAAACCCAACGUGCAAAAUCACUGUAAAUCCCAUUAUUAUUAUUAUUAUUAUUAUUAUUAUUAUUAACAAAUUAGUUUUUUUUGUUAAAAUCACUGAACUGCUGUAUUGAUGUGCAGUAAAAACACUAUGAAGCUGCUUCCUUUCCUGUUAUUGUGCAUUUUGUUCUGUGCUCUUUUGCUUUUACUUUCGGAUUUUCCAUGAACUUCUCAGCGGCUGGCUCCCUGAGGAUGCAAACUGUCUUACCAGGUUUUUGUUGGCAGUAAUUUUUGAAUUGUGUAUUUAUACUGAGCUGUGUUUGGAGAUCAUUCUGGUUGAGACUAGAAGCAUGAAAAACAUGUUUUCAUGAUGCCGUGCUGUACUCUUUUGGAUAACAUGUUUAAAAAUCCCGCUCCUAUAGAUGGGAACUAGACUUUUCUUUGGUUCUUGAAGACGUUUCACCUUCAUCCAAGAGGAUUAUCUCAGUUAAGUGAGCAAAAAAGAUCUGGAAAAAACAACAAAACACCGUAUUUUUCUGACAAAUUUAAAAGGAUAAAACAAUCUGAUUCACUUUUUUUAGAAACACUGUGAAACUAAAACUGGUUCUUCAAGGAAAAAACACCCAAACACAAGCUCAGCAAUGUUGUUUAUGCAGUAAGGAGUGCAUGGAUCUAUAUAUUAUGGAGACUAAACAUCAUGAUCAAACCAGUUCAUCUGGACAAGACUCAACACCCCAAAUGCAUCCAAAAGAAUAAGAAACACUCAUUUAGGACAACAAUGUCGAUAUUCUGGACAGAGAAGACAAAUGGUUUAAGUGAAAGGAGUUUAUGACACCAUUUAUCAGGUACCUAUAAUGCAGUCUUGAGGCACCUAGCCAGACAGCUUUAAUACUAUUAACACCUCAAACCAUUUGUUGUGUGAUUUAGGGGUGAGAAUACUGACUUGGGUAACUUUGAUAAAGGUGAAACAUCUUCAAGAACUAAAAAAAUAGAGUCUCGCUGCUUUCUACUGAAGAACUUAGGACCUUAUUGUGAUCUGGAUGGCUUAGAAUCUGUGCAAGCUUCAUUUAAAAAUCACAAUUUGAGAAAAAAACUAAUUCAGAUUGUAUGAAUUGCAAUUUUUUUUGCUACCAUCAUGUCAAAUUUUCAUUUUACAGACAAACCACCCAUUUGGUGCUCGUUAGCAAAUGCUAGCAUGCUAAUGUGCUAAACUAAGAUGGAUUUGAUAAAUCUGCACGCUAGCAUGCUGAAAUUAGCAUCUAGCUCAAACCACCACACAGACUCACAGAGCUGCUGCAGAACAUUUUCAACAUUUUCGUGUUUCAAUGACAACAUUUUUCUUGUUAUUACUCCAUAAUAUGAUUAAAAUUUGUCUUUUUCUUGUGCCAGCACAUGCAGUUAGGUUGUACAAAAUCUGUGUAUCUCAUUAACACAAGAAUCAUCGUGGUUAUAACCUGAUAAUAUUAAUACUAGUGUUGUUAAAACAAGAAAAAGAGAGGACAAUUUUGGCUAAUUUGGCUGGUUCAUAUGGUCUGAUUGAGUUUUAUUUUGCACUUAGAAUAAGAUGACGCUGCACUGCAGGAUGUAGAGUCACUGGAUUUAAAUUUUAUCUUUAUUGGGAUUGAAUUAAAUUAAUGACUGUUACAAACUGGAAGGUUGGAGGUUUGAAAAAAUAACCAUAGUGUGUGUUUUUCUGUCUUCUUUUUGUCCACAUGCCUUAAAAAGUUUAAAAAUCUGUGCUUUCAUGUGAUUCAUAGGCCUACAGUUGUAAUAUAGCAAUACUUUGAACGUGUAUCUGGGAAAUAAAUUAAUAUUUAAUGUA